AUGUCUCCUACAGUCACUAAUCUAUUUCCAGGAGUUGGGAGAUCACAGCAUUCAUGAUUCCCAAACUUUGGGUUUUCGUCCUUCUCACGAUCUGAGUUAUUCAUGUUUCUUAUUUGGAUGGCUUUCUGCAGCAAGCUUCUAAUGUCACUCUGUAGACUCUUGGCGGAUAGUUUUGUUAUUGUAGACUCUUUCUUGUUGAGAAGGCUUUUGUUGUCAAAAGAGGAUUCAAAGUUCCCUGUUAAAAGUUCUUUGCUGUGUUUAGGCUCAGAUCAAGAAGCAAUCUUCUUAAACUGCGUCAUCUUAGGCUUCUGCUCAAAAGGAGUAGCUGAUAGUUUAGUCUCAAGAUGAAGAGAAUGAAUCAAUACUGGCCGAACCUCGUACUCAUCUAAGAUGUCGUCAGUUAUGUUUUCCUCUGAAUUUUUGAAGUAGUCCAUGUUAUGAA
Molecule: messenger RNA, 442 nt
Organism: Moneuplotes crassus
Lineage: Eukaryota; Ciliophora; Spirotrichea; Euplotida; Euplotidae
Source: the annotation of a GenBank genome assembly